AUGGGUCACCAACUAAGCACAAUUUUCACCAGUUUAGGUAGAUUCUUUGAAUAUCCUGUUAAGAGGAAACCGAUAUGUUUCUAUAGACAAGAAGAUUUUACUGCUACAGGCGAACCACAGAGAAAAGUGUCAGAAACAGUAAAGACGCCCAUGACCGACUACGAUAAGCUGGUGGAACUGUUCUACAAGCGCCUGGCGGAACAGCGGCAAUACAAUCAAGAAAUGAAAGAGCAAGACCGUCGUUGGAGUAUGCAAAAAGUUGUGGAGCGGUUUUCAGGAUGGAACGAAGUCACCAUCGCCAAUCUGCAUAGCUUGUUUCUGCUCUUCGACAACCAGUCAAAUGGAAUGCUCGGUUUUGAUGACUUCUGUGCGGUUCUAGAAAGUCUAGGCGACGAAACCUCCAUGGAGAUACGAAAAGAGAAAUUUAACGCAGCAGAUACGGAUAAUGAUGGCUGGAUUACCUACGACGAGUUCUUAUCCCUGGUUUACAACUUCAGUCCUCAAGAGAAAGGCCAGCUGACGGGGCUGGCGCUUCUUUGCAACGAAGUUGCUGAGAAUAUUCAAUUCGUCAGCAAUUUGACAGUUGGAGAGCAGUUGGAAUAUGGAUUGUUUUAA
Parnassius mnemosyne (clouded apollo) is the source of this 615-nucleotide messenger RNA. NCBI's taxonomy places the organism in Eukaryota, Metazoa, Arthropoda, Insecta, Lepidoptera, Papilionidae. The record is from the annotation of a GenBank genome assembly.